This is a messenger RNA of Kickxella alabastrina, 1365 nucleotides long. RefSeq lists its product as uncharacterized. The record is from RefSeq and is a predicted model, not a curated record. The coding region runs from base 206 to 1309 and encodes 367 amino acids. Lineage: Eukaryota; Fungi; Kickxellomycota; Kickxellomycetes; Kickxellales; Kickxellaceae. The transcript has a single exon.
GCUCGCUGUGGUGCUGCUGGUUCUCAUCUUUUAUCUUUUUCUUCAUCCGCUUUUGUUUCGUUGACGAAAUUCACCUUCCCCUUCCUUUUUUCACGCCUUUUUUUGUUUUUCUCCCGUUUGGCUGUACGCUGGUUGUACCCAUUUCACUGUCCUUAUAUCCUCUUCCUCACCUGCCUUUCAAAUACGCUAUUUCUUUUUCUCCAUAAUGAAGUUUGCGGCUUUAUCCACUGUCGGUCUGCUUGCAGGCCUCGCCUCUGCCCAUGUUUCCUUCAUCAGCCCCUGCCCUCGCUAUUCGCCCGUGGGCGAGAACUGCCCCGCCCUGCCAGCCGGCCAGUCUCUGGACACCGGUGAUGGUGGAAUCAACGCGCCAUUAUACUCGGUGAAUCUUGGCGGAACCGCCAUGCCGCUGUGCCGUCACACGACUCCCUUUGCAACGCCCUCUGCUACGUGGACUGCCGGCAAGCCUGUUACCAUUAAGUUCAAUCCAAAUGCUGCUAUCCACAGCGGCGGUAACUGCGAGUUCUCGAUUUCUUAUGACAACGGGAAUACGUUUGCUGUGAUUCACCAGGAGCUGCGCUACUGUUUCUUAAACUCCAAGCCCGCAAGCCUGACCAAUACUGCCCAAGUUCUCAGCUACACAUUCAACCUACCCGCCAAUCUUCCAUCCUCUGACAAGGCUGUGUUUGCGUGGUCUUGGGUCAACGCGUCGGGGAACCGUGAGUUCUACAUGAACUGCGCUGAUGUUGCUAUCAAGGGCGGAUCGUCGUCUUCGUACACAGGCAAGCAGAUGACGAUCGCCAAUUACCCAGGCUACCCGACCAUCCCCGAGUUUAACGGCGACUAUGAGACUGGAAUGGAGCACUACACCAAUGCCAAUAAGGUUACCGUGUCGCCUAGCGGCGGGGGAUAUAUCGCUCCCAAGGAUGGGCUGGCUCCCAUCAGCAGCAGCAGUAGCAGCAUUGAUGGUACCGCUGCGUACACUACGGCUCCCGCCCUCUACUCGACGCUCCCAGCACCCACGCCUGUGGACGAGCCUGCAUCUACUGCUCCUGUCUAUGAGUCAGCUCCUAUUGACACUGCCGUUUCAUCUGGAGCUGAUCUCUAUUCGACUGUCGCCUAUAGCAGCACAGCCGCUCCAGUGGGCCACAACGCCGAGGAGGAGACUUCCGACUCGUGCGACAGUGGUGUCUUGCAGUGCUUUGGAAAGGGAUACCGUAUCUGUAUUCGCGGUGCAUGGAGCCCUACGUACUUUUGCAACGGCAAGACCGUGUGCAAGGGCGUUGGCAACAUUUACUGCGGCUGGCCAUGAAGAAAGAUAAUUUCUGAGUUCCCUUUUAGUUAAUAAAUUAUCUGUCUAUUUAUAAA